Messenger RNA from Aspergillus fischeri NRRL 181, 1125 nucleotides. RefSeq lists its product as uncharacterized. The transcript has a single exon. The record is from RefSeq and is a predicted model, not a curated record. Bases 1 to 1125 code for a protein of 374 amino acids. NCBI's taxonomy places the organism in Eukaryota, Fungi, Ascomycota, Eurotiomycetes, Eurotiales, Aspergillaceae.
AUGCAGUGGAUUGAUGAGCAGAGCCGUAUGGAGCUACUGCCUGCAUUUAGAGACUGCCUUGGCAUUUGGAGGCCAGAUUUCUUGUUGACAGGUGGCAGCAGCGGUGCGGUUGGAUUCCAACUCUGUGAGAUAAACAGCCGUGUACCACUCAACGCGCUCAUCCACAGCGCAUACAAAAACGACAUCAUGCGGCAACUAUUGGGAGCCGAAUCGAACCUAAAACCAGCUGGUGACUUCAAUGAGAUGGUGAGCAGUCUGGUCGGCCUUUUCGACGCUAGGUUGCCAAUCCAUAUUGUAAGGGGAAGGGACGCACUGGACAGACAAGAGUUUGUCCACUUAGUCGAGAAGAAGACUGGCUUAAGGCCAAGGUUUGUUGGGUUAGCGGACCUGCAGUUGAGGUCGGAUCCUUCUUCUGCGACAGGUAGAUCCCUUUAUUGCAAACGUCCGGCUAGUAGGGAAGAAGGAGAAGGACUAGAGAAGGUCAAGCAGGUGGCUCUAUUGCUCUUCCCUGAUGAGUACUGUUUCCUGGCACAAGACUUGCUCCAACACCUAGCACCAAUAGCGGUACAUGAUUUUCGUACUAGCCUACUGGUCAAUGACGAUCGGUUCCUAGGCAUUGUGUUACAGGAACUCGAGGACCUUGUAAUCACCCACAAAGCCCUCACUCCCGACCAGGCUAUGCUCCUCAAGGAUGGCAUCGUGCCUACCAUACUACCAGGAUCUCCGGAGUUUGAGCAAUGGAUCGACCUUAGCACUCGAGCGGAGGUUACGAAGAACGAUUAUAUUCUCAAGGCAGCCCGUCAAAGUCGGGGGAUGGGUCAUUUACUUGGAGAAGAAGUCUGUGAAGAGAAAUGGAAGGUGAUCAUGUCGAGGAUGCGUGAUCCAGGUAUUCACACAGACACGACAUGCUUUGUACUGCAGCCUUACAUACAACAGCCCACCUUUGAUAUUGUUGCGAAUGACGAUAAAGUCGAGAACGGUUUUCAUAUGGUUGGUACAUAUUAUACAGCUAAUGGUCGCUUUCUUGGUCUGGGCCCUUGGCGCGCAGGAAGGGCAAAAAUCUGCAAUGUCCAUGGUAGCGGAUGUGUGGGGCUAUAUUCUGUUACUCAGGCAGACACGGAUUAG